Messenger RNA from Rubroshorea leprosula, 1910 nucleotides. Lineage: Eukaryota; Viridiplantae; Streptophyta; Magnoliopsida; Malvales; Dipterocarpaceae. The record is from the annotation of a GenBank genome assembly.
GUUGGCGAGUACACCAUCAGAAGUAGAGCGAAGAAGAAACGGAGGACGAUCUCUCCCUGAUAGAGAUCUCCGGCGCCGACGAUUCCUUGCUGCACAACAACGCCGACGACUCUCCUUCCUAUUUCUCUUGCUCCCCAUUCCACCUCCCCAGAUCUAAGCCGCCUCUUCCAAAUGAAAUCGGUAAAGCGGUGUGGAGAGAUGUCAAGAAAGCUUCGGUUUUUCAAAGAUCAAAUCAAUAAAGCUGGUCUGCUGUCUUCAGCACCUCCUAAUUUGGAGCCAGAUGUUGAACUGGGGGAAUUAGAGCUGCAACUUGUUGAGCAUGAGCAUGAGCUGAUUGAAAUAAACUCUAACAGUGAAAAACCACGGUGAACAUAUAAUGAGCUGCUGGCAUUCAAAAUGGUAUUGCAAAAGGCAGCUGGUUUUCUUGUGUCAAGUAAUGGUCAUGCUGUUGCAGAGGAAGUGGAAUUAAGUGAGAAUAUAUACUCAAAUGAUGAUUACGGUGAGACAGCAUCAUUACUUGAACAGGUUGAGAAAAGAGUCUUUGUAGUUUUCUUCUCAGGAGAGCAGGCAAGGACAAAGAUUUUGAAAAUUUGUGAAGCAUUUGGAGCAAAUUGCUAUCCUGUCCCUGAAGACCUUUCUAAACAGAGGCAAAUUAAUAGAGAAUUCACAUGAGAACUACAAGAUGCCAUUCACUUUCAAGCUAAGUGAUGGGCUGUUCUCAAAUCUGUAACACUUCAGGAGAUUGGUGGGAUGAGGGUUCCUGAUAUCAAAACAUUUUAUGAACCCGUCAUUUCCACAGGAAUAACCCAGAUUCGGAUUGCUAAUGUCUCUGAUAAGGCCACUGACGGCUUGGAGAUACUGCCCAAUUUUGUUACUCCAAUUUUACCAUUGCCGGCGACAAAAUCCUGAAUGGGGAGCAAGAGGAAAGAGCAUCAUCGGCAUUGUUUUGUCACAAGGAAUCAUCCGCUCCGGAAUGGCUCAUCUCCAAACCGAUGAUUCCUUGCGGCAAAACAAUGCCGAUGAUGACUCAUCUCCUUGUGGCAAAACAACACCGACGCUCCUUUCUCUUGCUCCUCAUUCCACUUCCCCCCGACCUAUGCUGCCUCUUCCAAAUGAAAUCGAUUACCAAGGUGAAUAUAGUAAGGAGCAUAUUACCCAGACAGGGAAAUUGGUUCUUCUUCAGUUUGACAAGGAAAUAAGAGUGGCAUUGUAUCAACAUGAAUAUGGUGCAGAAGCUAUUCAGCAGAGAAAGGGGCUCGAAAAGGUCCAGCAUAUUAUGGCCUGAUAUAAGUCAUAAAACAGUACCCAGAAUGGAUUUUAUAGGAUCUCUCAAACAUGAAGAAGCAGAGGCAACAGAACAGAUUAACCGCAUUGCUUUCAGUCCAACUGGUAGAUUCUUAGUUUCUGGAUCUUACUUUCUUACCCUAUGGGAUAAGUACCCUUACGUAAAGGGAACAAUACUCCAAGAGACUCAAUUACCAAUAAGCCAAGUUGCUGUUAUGACUGAUGAGAGGAAGAUUAUGUUUUCCCUUUCAAAGGGGAAGGUUUUUGUUGUACAAAUCGACGGCAAUGGUAAAAUUUGAAUAACAAAAUUGGGCAGUCAUCUCCAAGCUGUCCGUGGCCUUAUCAGAGACAUUAGCAAUCCGAAUUUGGGUUAUUACUGUGGAAAUGACGGGUUCAUAAAACGUUUUGAUAUGAGGAGCCCUCAUCCCACCAAUCUCCUGAAGUGUUAUAGAUCUGAGAACAACUAUCACUUAGCUUGAAAUUGAAUGACAUCUUGUAGUUCUCAUGUAAGCUAUUUUUUGUUUCCUUUCUAAAAAUAGGAAAUGUGUUGAUUCAUCUGGACAAAAUAUUGUACCAUAUGAACUUCUUUGUUUUUUGAAAAUAUGCAAUAUAUCAAAACUAUAAUU